UUUCAGAAUCUGGGACCUCACUGUAUAUUAUGUCUUUGUGUGACGACAUGCUGCUUUGUAAUUAUCGAAAGUGUCGCAUCAAGCUCUCCGGUUAUGCGUGGGUCACUGCCUGCUCUCACAUUUUCUGUGAUCAGCAUGGCAGCGGUGAGUUUAGUCGUUCGCCAGCUAUCUGCCCAGCUUGCAACAGUACCCUUUCUGGAAAACUAGAUAUUGUCCGUACAGAACUCAGUCCAUCAGAGGAAUAUAAAGCCAUGGUACUGGCAGGACUUCGACCAGAGAUUGUGUUGGACAUUAGCUCCCGAGCACUGGCCUUCUGGACAUACCAGGUACAUCAGGAGCGCCUCUAUCAAGAAUACAAAUUCAGCAAAGCUGAGGGUCAUCUGAAGCAGAUGGAGAAGAUAUAUACUCAGCAAAUACAGAGCAAGGAUGUAGAAUUGACCUCUAUGAAAGGAGAGGUCACCUCAAUGAAGAAAGUGCUAGAAGAAUACAAGAAAAAGUUCAGUGACAUCUCUGAGAAACUUAUGGAGCGGAAUCGUCAGUAUCAAAAGCUCCAAGGCCUCUAUGAUAGCCUUAGGCUACGAAACAUCACUAUUGCUAAUCAGGAAGGUAACUUUGAACCAUCCAUGAUUUCCAAUUCUGGUAUUUUUGGCUUCCCAUUAGGGAACAAAUCCAAGUUUCCUUUGGACAGUACACCAGUUCAAAACCAGGGUGGUGGAGACGGAGAUUUUCAGUUCAGACCAUUUUUUAUGGGUUCUCCCACAGCACCUGAACCCAGCAACAACUUUUUUAGUUUUGCAUCUCCAAGUCGUGAAUUAGAGCAGCAGCAAGUCUCUAGCAGGGCCUUUAAAGUAAAAAGAAUUUAAUGCACUUUACAAAAUGUUUCUCUGUUCACUUUUAGUGAUUUCAUUUAUCAAAUAAUCUUUAUUCUAGAUAGGAGUCACCA
Molecule: messenger RNA, 943 nt
Organism: Myotis lucifugus (little brown bat)
Lineage: Eukaryota; Metazoa; Chordata; Mammalia; Chiroptera; Vespertilionidae
Gene: CCNB1IP1
Product: cyclin B1 interacting protein 1
Exons: 3
Coding region: 30-863 (277 amino acids)
Biological process (GO): reciprocal meiotic recombination
Cellular component (GO): synaptonemal complex
Molecular function (GO): ubiquitin protein ligase activity
Source: RefSeq, a predicted model, not a curated record